This is a messenger RNA of Esox lucius (northern pike), 1447 nucleotides long. It is a transcript of the gene nfkbiab, whose product is annotated as nuclear factor of kappa light polypeptide gene enhancer in B-cells inhibitor, alpha b. Gene Ontology annotation, molecular function: protein binding. The record is from RefSeq and is marked provisional. Lineage: Eukaryota; Metazoa; Chordata; Actinopteri; Esociformes; Esocidae.
AGACAGUGUCAACAAUGGACCUUCAUCGACCGAAUAUUCUCAACCAAAUGGAUUAUAACGCUGAAGGUCGACAUUUUAAGGAUGGGAAAGUGCAAUCUAUUAACGAAGAGCGACUUGACAGUGGAGUCGAUUCCCUGAAAGAAGAGGAAUAUGAAGUUGUCGCCAGUGAGCUGGCUUGUCUUCGUCUGGAUUGUCCGCCGCCGAAGAGAGACGAAUUUGGCUAUGAACCGUGGAAAGAACAAGUUUCAGAAGACGGAGACACGCUUCUCCACCUUGCUAUUAUCCAUGAAGCUAAGGACUGUGCAAGGAAGAUGAUAGAUCUGUCAUGCAAUGAUCCUUUCCUCAACCAACAGAACUACCAGAGACAGACUCCCCUCCACCUGGCUGUGAUAACAGAGCAGGCCGAGCUAGUGGAAUGUCUGCUGAAGGCUGGCUGUGACCCCACACUAGUGGAUGACAGUGGCAACACAGCCCUCCACAUUGCCUGUAGGAAGGGUGCGCUCACCUGCUUCAGUGUUCUCACCCAGACCCAGGAAUGCUCUACCCAGCUCCCAGUCAUCAUGGCCAUGCCAAACUACAGUGGUCAAAACUGCUUGCAUCUGGUCUCUAUCCAUGGCUUCCUCUCUCUAGUAGAGAGCCUCCUUACUCUCGGAGCUGACAUCAAUGCACAGGAGCAGUGUAACGGCCGUAGCCCUCUCCAUCUCGCAGUGGAUCUACAGAACCUGGACUUGGUGCGUCUCCUGAUCAGUAAAGGUGCCAACGUCAACAGCUUGACCUACGGAGGUCAUACACCGUACCAUCUGACCCACGGACGCCAGAACACCACCAUCCAAAGGGAACUAUACGAGCUGACCGCUCAGGAGCUGAGAGAACUGCCAGACAGCGAGUCUGAGGACAGCGAGGUGGAAGAUGAGGAGGGGCAGUCGGACGACGAAGAGGUGACGUGUUGGUAUGAUGACAUCCAAUGGAAUGGGAACAAGUAGGAAGAACACAGAACGUCAAGAGAAUAGUAGUACAGAGAGAGAAUCUCACCUGCUCACAGGUUCCAACAAUGGUACAGUUGCAUUCCCAGCAGGUGCCCAACUCAGAGGCAGAAGAUGGCCGAGGAUCGGUACAGUGGGGGUCCAACAACCCAGGAUUGACAGUGAUGAUGGAUAUAGUGAUGGGACAGUGGGAACCAUUGAGAAGAUAUAAAAUAAAUGGAUGCCAAUAAAUAAUGAUUUGUAUGGCUCUAUGAAAGACUUUUUAUCACAAAGCAUACAUCCAACCGUAAUAACAUCUGCAUGUUUUAUAUUGUAUAUGGCUGUUAAAACAAAAAAAUCUAUUUUUUUUAUAACAAGUGUAAAUGUGUAAAGUUCUGAUGAUGUUGUAAAUGCUUUCAAUUGCUUGUGGAAAUGUAUCGCAAGCCCAAGACUCCAGUAAAUUAAAACCAGACAUAUUUAACUUU